Molecule: messenger RNA, 837 nt
Organism: Neurospora tetrasperma FGSC 2508
Lineage: Eukaryota; Fungi; Ascomycota; Sordariomycetes; Sordariales; Sordariaceae
Exons: 4
Coding region: 1-837 (278 amino acids)
Biological process (GO): protein folding
Cellular component (GO): endoplasmic reticulum membrane
Source: RefSeq, a predicted model, not a curated record
AUGGGCUCAACACAAUUUGGCAACUUUCAUGUGAGCUCCCAACGCCGAAGACGGUGGGCGCAGAAGGCGCCCGGCUCUCCUUUCAGAAACACAGAUUCUGACUCUUGGCGCCUCCAUAUUUACAGGACUUCUGUCGAGAUUCGACUCUUCCUAUCUGCAAUGUCUGAGCGGAAACGAGCUGCGGUUGGUCGUCGAGAAAUGCAAGUCUUCCUCUUGGGCUACAUUGUUAUAUCGAUAUGUGAGAUCUUCACAGUGGGAGAUUUCCCGCUGAAUUCUACAGUCCGCAUCGCGUUCACAGCCAUUCACAUCGGCUUCAUCAUCGCCACUACCUGGAUACUGAUGCUCAACGCAAUCGUCGGCUACCAACUGCUCGAUGAUGGCACUCUACUUUCACUGGCUCUGAUAGUUGGUUCUGCAGCGAUUCUGCUUGUCGGAACUGGUUACAUCGCUCUCGAUACUGGACUGCACUGGACAGGCUACUGGGAUAGUAGCUAUGAGCUGCCCAAAAACCGACACAUUGCACUCUACGUGCUUUACCAGCUUGCGCCCCUUGUUUUCCUGGUCGCCUACUUUGUCCUGGAGGCCAUCCUGGUCAUCAAGAUUCUCGGCGAAACGCGCCCGAUGCUCUAUCUGGCCUCUGCUGCGAUCCUCUUCGCGGCAGGCCAAGUCUUCAAUUAUGUCGUCAGCAAAUACAUUUGUGACGGCACAUCUGGAAAGAUAGAUGGCGCGCUUUUUGAAACCCUCUUUACUCUCCUGGCGGUAGUAAUGAACUGGGUCUUCUGGUCCAGCAUUACCGAGGACGAUUGGCCGACGGUUCCGCCUAACCAGUUCCCAUAG